Penicillium lagena is the source of this 1689-nucleotide messenger RNA. Its product is annotated as chaperonin-containing T-complex subunit CCT7. Gene Ontology annotation, molecular function: ATP binding; ATP hydrolysis activity; ATP-dependent protein folding chaperone. The coding region runs from base 1 to 1689 and encodes 562 amino acids. Lineage: Eukaryota; Fungi; Ascomycota; Eurotiomycetes; Eurotiales; Aspergillaceae. The record is from RefSeq and is a predicted model, not a curated record. Gene Ontology annotation, cellular component: chaperonin-containing T-complex. The transcript has 5 exons. Gene Ontology annotation, biological process: protein folding.
AUGGCCUUCGCCGGCCAAACACCCACAAUCGUCGUGUUGAAGGAGGGGACGGAUACUUCUCAGGGCAAGGGCCAGGUCAUUUCCAACAUCAAUGCCUGUGUCGCUGUACAGGCAACGGUCAAGAGCACGCUCGGCCCAUACGGUGGUGACCUGCUGCUGGUCGAUGCCAACGGCAGGCAGACCAUCACCAACGAUGGCGCUACUGUCAUGAAGCUACUGGAUAUCGUGCACCCCGCCGCCCGCAUUCUCACUGAUAUUGCCCGAUCCCAAGAUGCCGAAGUCGGUGACGGUACAACCUCCGUGGUGGUCCUCGCGGGUGAGAUUCUGAAGGAGGUGCGCGACCUCGUGGAGCAGGGAGUUAGCUCGCAGACGAUCAUGAAGGGUCUGCGGAGAGCUAGCGCUAUGGCGGUCAACCGGGUCAAGGAGAUUGCGGUGGACACGAUGGACUCGACGGUCACUGAAGAGAAGAAGAUCGAGACGCUCCGACGGUUAGCCGCGACGGCGAUGAACAGCAAGCUCAUCAAGCGGAAUUCGGACUUUUUCACCAAGAUGGUUGUGGAUGCGGUGCUUUCGCUGGACCAGGAUGAUCUCAACGAGAAGCUGAUCGGAGUCAAGAAGAUUACCGGUGGAGGACUCCAGGAUUCGCUCUUCGUCAACGGUGUUGCUUUCAAGAAGACCUUCUCCUACGCCGGAUUCGAGCAGCAGCCCAAGUCCUUUACCGACCCGAAGAUUGUGUGUUUGAACGUCGAGCUGGAGCUGAAGAGCGAAAAGGACAACGCCGAAGUUCGGGUCGAGCAGGUCUCUGAGUACCAGGCGAUCGUCGACGCGGAGUGGCAGAUUAUCAACAACAAGCUCGAGUCGAUCUACAAGACGGGUGCGAAGGUGGUGCUCAGCAAGCUGCCCAUUGGUGACCUUGCCACACAGUACUUUGCGGACCGCGAUAUCUUCUGUGCCGGCCGCGUCGCCUCGGACGACAUGGACCGGGUGUGCCAGGCCACGGGCGCAGCGACCCAAUCGACGUGUAGCGACAUCCAGGACCGUCAUCUGGGCACCUGCGGCUCGUUCGAGGAACGCCAGAUCGGUGGGGAGCGCUUCAACAUCUUCUCCCAGUGCCCGAAGGCCAAGACGUGCACUCUCGUGUUGCGCGGUGGCGCCGAGCAAUUCAUCGCGGAGGUGGAGCGAAGUCUGCACGACGCCAUCAUGAUCGUGAAGCGCGCCCUGCGCAACACGACCAUUGUCGCCGGUGGCGGUGCAUGCGAGAUGGAGCUGUCCAGCUACAUGCACGGCUUCGCGGACCGCAAUGUGCCGCACAAGCAGCAGGCCGUGGUCAAGGCGUUCGCCAAGGCACUGGAGGUCAUCCCGCGGCAGCUGUGCGACAAUGCGGGCUUCGAUGCGACGGACAUCCUGAACCGAUUGCGCGUCGAGCACCGCAAGGGCAACAUCUGGGCCGGCGUGGACUUCGAUCAUGAGGGCGUGCGUGACAACAUGGUGGCCUUUGUGUGGGAGCCCAGCCUGGUCAAGGUUAAUGCCAUCCAGGCGGCGGUGGAGGCGGCCUGCUUGAUUCUGAGUGUGGACGAGACAAUAAAGAACGAGGAGUCCGCCCAGGCCCAGGGCCCGCAGCGUGGUCUGCCCCCCGGCGCCGCCCAGCGUGCUCUCCGAGGCCGCGGCCGGGGCAUGCCCCGACGUUAA